CAUUUGCUUUCUUUCUUUCUUUCUUUAUUUUUCCUUUUUUCAUAUAAAAAUAUUUUUAAGGGGAGAGGGGGUGUGUGAUAUUGUGAAUUAUAAACAUUUGCCGUCUCUUCCUCUGCCUAAUAAUCCUAUCUUCUCUUUAGAGCUAUUCCUCUUCUCUCCGCAACCAAGCGUCUCUCCGUUAGGCACAUUGUGUUGAGUGGUUAAGAAAGUCUCGAUGCAAGGAGAAAGGGCCAGUCUGGGCUAUUUUUCAGAGGCCUUGAAUUUUGAGCAUGGUUCAACCUCAAGUAACGGUGCGAUAGACCACUGGGAGAAUAUUCACGGUCUUGGUGAUAACGACUUGCAGGACUACAUGAUUGCAAAUUCUGAAUCACUCGCAAACUCAGUUUAUCCCACCGAGCAACAUAGGUUUAGCCUCGGCGAGGAGGAGGCUAGCUCUAGUGGUGGUGGCACGAAGAACAACGAAGCUUCCAGUCAUAAUAACGAAAUAAUUGAUCUAGACUCUGAUUCUGAACAACCUUCUGGCGAAGACAUUCAACCUGUUCAGAAUGUCAACCUGAAUGCAGAGUAUAUCGAACUCGACGAGGAUGUUGAUCUGGUCCAAGGGAAUAACAGUGUUAGAACAGGUUCUUCUGUUGAUGGGCGUCGUGCUUCCUGCAAGAGGAAGGCUAUUGAAGGCAGUAGUAGUGGUCAAUCUUCUCUAGGUGGUUACCACCACGGAGAAAGCAGUUCGUGGACCCCAGCUUCUACCGAGUAUAGUAGGCCUGGAAAUGGUCUAAACAUAUCUGGCUCUUCAAAUUUUCUUAGUGUCAGGAGUAAUCAUCCCUCAGAACAUCAAGAAACUGUAAACCCAGCUGCCUUUUCUGCGGGAACUAUUGUCAGGCGACUACCUGUCCCUCCAUCGCAGUCUAACCUAUCAAGACUUGUGCCAGAAGAUCCUUUGGAGUUGAGACAUGGACAAUCUUUAGGUAAUGUCUUCUCCCGGAACCCAGACAUGAGUAAUAUGCUACCACCGUUUCAGUGGACCGAGAGCUCACCAGCGGUUGAAUCAUCCAGCUCUACUGAGAGAAAUCUUCAUCUAGAUGAAAACAGGUCAACAAGUGUUGUAGAGAAUGCCUUGUUUAAUCCAGCUCCUGACCUCAGGAGUGCAUCCGGAAGUCUGAGUAUUGCAUCAUCAUCAUCAUCAGUUUCCAGGACAGGCUCAAGCACAGGUGUUCAACAAGCACCAUCUUCUAAUCUAGCGUGGACGCCUCACCGGAGUUUACCGCAUCACCAAAGAAGAAGAUCGGAACUUGCUCAUAGGUCAUUGAUUUCUUCCCUUUCUUCAGAUGCUACAAACCAGAGAUCUGGUCGUUCGUUGGCUCCUCCUCCUGCCCCUCAGGAUGGGCUUGUGCUUCAGCCUGGUGGUGAUAAUAGCCAGAUGCAUAAUCGAGGAGCGUAUUCGAGAGCAGGUCUGUGGCUUGAUAGACAAGUGGAUAGUUUGGUGGGGGCUCCUCAAUCUUUAAGGGCCUUGGCAGCUGCAAGCAGGGGAAGAAACAGACUUAUGGUAUCCCAGAUGCAGAAUAUCUUGGAUGUCAUGCGGAGGGAUCCGAAUCAUAACUUGAGGCUUGAGGACGUUAUGCUUCUAAACCAGUCAGGGAUAUUUGAUGGGGCUGGUGGUGGUAUGCAUGACCGAUAUAGAGACAUGCGGCUUGAUGUAGACAACAUGUCAUAUGAGGAACUGCUGGCACUAGAAGAGCGGAUUGGAGAUGUUUGUACGGGUGUAAACGAAGAAACCAUAUCAAACCGGUUGAAGCAGAGUAAAUACAAAAGCAGCACAAAAUCUCCACAAGAUGCAGAGCCAUGCUGUAUUUGUCAGGAGGAAUACACUGAGGGAGAAGACAUGGGGACUUUAGAAUGUGGGCAUGAAUUCCAUAGCCAAUGCAUAAAAGAAUGGCUGAAACAGAAGAAUCUCUGCCCAAUUUGCAAGACGACAGGCUUGAACACUGCCAAGAAGCGGAAAAUAGGAUGAAUCAUAGCUCCUUUUUUUCCUUUUCUUUUUGUAUUUGUUUUCUACAAUUCAACUUAUGAACAAAAAAAUGAAAGAAACAAAAAAAAAGACACCCUCAAGCUCCCACCAUUGCAUUGCAGAGCCUCUCAGCGGAGAUUCCUCCACAGGCAAGUUGGUCCGUUUUGUUUGUUCUAGUAUUAUAGUCUGAGUAUGCAUUAUAUGAUUUGGCUGGUACAAAGGUUUGUGAUUGAAGGGAGAGAGAGAGAGAGGGUGUUGGGCAAAUGUUGGGAGAAUGUAAUUGCUUUUCGUUUCUGAAUUGGUAUGAAUAAUUUAAUUUACUCAUUUGUCAAUUAAUAUUUUAUGUAACCAUUGAAAGAAGCAGGAAGUCGAGAUUUCCUUUGGAUAAUGAUUAUAUUGAAAGCUUAUGGUCU
Raphanus sativus (radish) is the source of this 2418-nucleotide messenger RNA. Its product is annotated as probable E3 ubiquitin-protein ligase RHG1A. Bases 215 to 2008 code for a protein of 597 amino acids. The transcript has 6 exons. The record is from RefSeq and is a predicted model, not a curated record. NCBI's taxonomy places the organism in Eukaryota, Viridiplantae, Streptophyta, Magnoliopsida, Brassicales, Brassicaceae. Gene Ontology annotation, molecular function: ubiquitin protein ligase activity.